AUGGCCGCUACGCCAUCCAACAAUCGCCUGAAACUCACGCCUUCCAACUCUCCGUUUCUUCCUCGACCGGCCAGGACUCCUGCGCGUGGCCGGACCACGCAAGAGUCCCGCCUGUCCCUCAAGAGAGUCGUCGGCACUACGUGUCGCUCCCCGACCGGCUUCGACACCGUCAACUCCUCCUUCGCCUACAUCGCUGGUGGCGCCGUGGUGGUGGUUGACGUCGACGGCCAGCAGUAUUCGCAGCGCUUCUACCGAGCCCGCCCGGCCGCGGUGCCCGUAUACUCCGUCACCACUUCCCAGAAUGCGCCCUCUACGCCCACGGCAACGACGCCCAAGGCCAACGACAGCCGCAACCGCGUGGCGCCCAGCUUCCGCGACUCCCAGUGCAGCCCGGGUGACUGGGGGGACUCGCCCGGAUCGAAGACGUGGACCAGCAGAGAGCGGAUAAAGGCGGCUACUUGUCUAGCCCUGAGUCGGGACGGCAGGUACUUGGCCGUCGGCGAGACGGGUUAUGGCCCGCGGGUCUUGAUUUUUAGCCUCCAGGACGCUUCAUCCGAUAUUCCACUCGUCUCCAUCAGCGAGCAUGCCUUUGGUGUGAAAGCCGUGGCAUGGUCUGCGGAUUCCAAGUAUCUCGCGUCCCUCGGGGCGGCCAACGAUGGCUUUCUCUAUGUCUGGAAGAUUGAUCCUCGAACCGGCGCGGCGAGGCUCUUUCAGCAAAACAGGUGUACAUCCUACGUCAGGGACAUGGUAUGGAUGGGCAAUACCCUCAUUACGCUCGGCGUCCGCCACGUCAAGGUCUGGAGAAUCGAGGGCGGCCAGAGCACCUCGCCUUCAAAGUCAAGGUUCGCAAACGAGUUGAUGUCCACCCCGCCCACGGCGCAAAAACCACUGCCGGGACGCAACAUGCUUCUUGGCGACCUUCUAGAUGCGACGUUUAGCUGUGCUGCCGUGGAUGGGAAGAGGCUCAUUAUCUGCACGGAAGCAGGCGACGUCUGCGUACUGGAUGACGACGACAGGCAAAUGAGGCUCGUCAGGGUUUUGAACCUCGUGUUUGCCAUAACGAGCAUCACGAUCCGCGGAAACGUGGCUUACGUGGGGGGCAAGAAUGGCCACUUUGCGACGCUUGACGUCCCAGGUGUCAUGGACGGCAAUGCGGACAGCAUCCUUACUAGUACAGAGGCGUUUGCUGGCAUCUUGGCGCUAGGGUUUCUCACGGACAAGCUGGUAACCAUUGAUUCGAGGCAGUCGAUUGACGUUUGGAACCCUGACUACCAGCCCGGCCAAGAGGCCGAGGCUCUUAUGCAUAUUCCGAUACCAGGCCACGGAGAGCCGAUUGCAGGCAUACACACGCUUGGGCGGCCUAACAAGGCCAACGCCGUUUUUGCAACAUGGUCCUCUACCGGAAACGUUACCUACUGGGACAUCGACGGGGGCAUCAAAUCCUCAAUCGAGGUACUCUUGGAUCCUGUCGAGCCGGACUCUGAGGUUGAGCUGGUGAACCAGCUAUCAUGCGCCCAAACGAACAAGGAUGGGACACUCCUGGUAACGUCAGACCGAUUUGGCAUACUGAAGGUCACAGACGUGGACACCAAGACCUGCCUGUUGGACACGAAAGCGCACGCGUCCGAAUGCAUCUGCAUCAGCAUCUUCGAGAACGAGUCCAAGUUCAUUAUGGCGUCCUGUGGUCGAGAUCGCACCGUGCAGUUGUUCCAUCGGCACUCGACGGGCAGCAUUGAGCACUUCCAGACUCUCGAAUUCCACGCCAAAGUUGCGCAAGUGCUCGUUCCCUCCGAGGACAAGGUCAUCACAUGCUCCUUGGACAGGACGUUGCAGAUUCACGAACUGGUCUCGAAGGAGGGAGAGCCAGACAUUCUGGCAGCCAUCCCUACCAGAGCUAUCUCUCUCAAGGCAUCGCCGACGUCAAUGACGAUGAGCCCAGAUAGCAGGACCAUCUUUGUGUCCCUUCUCGACAGGUCCAUAUGCCAGUUUGACCUGACCACCGGGCGACAGCUCGGCUACUUCAAGUGCCUCGAUGAGAGCGGCGCCGAAUCGGCUACUCUGGAGUCGCUCUCCAUAGGGCAAUGGGCUCCAAAGGACAUGGACUACCUGCUCGGCUCUUCGAAUACGGACAAGUCGGUGAGGAUUUAUGACGCCAACUCGGGCACUUUUCUGGACCGAGAAUGGGGCCACACCGAGGCCAUCAACGGAGUCGCCUUGGUAGAUGACGAUAACGGUACACAGAAGAUUGUGAGCGUCGGCUCGGACGGCACGAUCAUGAUAUGGGCGAUCGAUUUGAACGAUCCUAUGCCGCGGUCGAUGAGUAGGGAUCCAUCGCCGGUCAAGGAAGCGACUUCAGGUCGGCCGACGCUCAGAAGGAUUUUAUCCAAGGCAGAGCUUGCAGAGUUUCAGCGCUCGUCGCCAUCCGGCGGUAGGCGCUCGCCGCCACGGACACUUCAGCGCAGGUCCUCGCGAGUGAGUCUGCUGCCGAGCGCUACGAAUGCGCGAACGCCUACGGCGCCAUAUCAGAUGAGUCCUGGCAACAGCACCAUAAUGGAGGACACGCCAUCGCGCCGGCGGCCAUCUCACAGCAAUCAGGCGGAAAGCCCGCCACCCAGCCCUAAGGGGCGAGUCGCUAGGGCGCCAUCGUUGCCAUCCCUGGGCUUGAAUACGGCUCGGAAAAAGUCCUCACCCAAUCUCCGUGGGUUUGGUUCCCUAAACAUGGCCACGGAGCAGGCCUGCCGCACGCUGCGGGCCUACAGAAAGAAACUGUCGUCUGCGGAGCCCAUUACCGCAGACGCGCUGACGGAGCUGGAUCACGAGCUCCGGCUAACUGCUGCCGCGCUCGGCGACCGGGCGAUACGGAGCAAGGCGAUGAACGAGACGGUGUUGAGCGGGCUGCUGGACCAGUACUCCGAGCGGCUGGUCACGCUGCUCGACGAGAAACUGCGUCUCACGAGCCAAGCGAAGGAACGGGACGACGGAGACUCGAACUCCGGCGAGGAACGGCGCCGAAGCUCCCCGGACACGUCGAGCGCGUCCUCGCCGUGA
Molecule: messenger RNA, 3048 nt
Organism: Purpureocillium lilacinum
Lineage: Eukaryota; Fungi; Ascomycota; Sordariomycetes; Hypocreales; Ophiocordycipitaceae
Molecular function (GO): protein binding
Source: RefSeq, a predicted model, not a curated record